This is a messenger RNA of Salvia miltiorrhiza (redroot sage), 759 nucleotides long. RefSeq names its product 40S ribosomal protein S15a. The record is from RefSeq and is a predicted model, not a curated record. The transcript is spliced from 3 exons. Gene Ontology annotation, cellular component: cytosolic small ribosomal subunit; ribosome. Gene Ontology annotation, molecular function: structural constituent of ribosome. Lineage: Eukaryota; Viridiplantae; Streptophyta; Magnoliopsida; Lamiales; Lamiaceae. Gene Ontology annotation, biological process: translation. Bases 156 to 548 code for a protein of 130 amino acids.
GUUCAGCUCCAACAAUACCAAAGAAAAAAACACUAUGCCUACAUUUGAGGCAGCAGAUUAGUGACGAUCUAUUCUCAGCUUCGCUUCUUCUUUUCUUGUUUUCCAAGUUUCGAUCGACGCUGCUUGAAUAAGUGGAGGUAAGGCAGCUUCACAAGAUGGUGAGAGUAAGUGUUCUGAAUGAUGCUCUGAAGAGCAUGUACAAUGCCGAAAAAAGGGGGAAACGUCAAGUCAUGAUUAGGCCUUCAUCAAAGGUCAUCGUCAAGUUUCUUUUGGUCAUGCAGAAGCAUGGAUACAUAGGAGAGUUUGAGUUUGUUGAUGACCACAGGUCUGGAAAGAUCGUAGUUGAAUUGAACGGAAGGCUAAACAAGUGUGGUGUUAUUAGCCCUCGGUUUGAUGUUGGCGUGAAGGAAAUUGAACCUUGGACUGCUAGACUCCUUCCUUCAAGACAGUUUGGUUACAUUGUGUUGACUACAUCUGCUGGUAUCAUGGAUCAUGAAGAAGCUCGGAGGAAAAAUGUUGGAGGUAAAGUACUGGGCUUCUUCUAUUAAGCAGGUGACGGCAUGCCAGUAGCUGUCUAUUGGUAGUGAUUUUAUUGUUGAGGUUGGAACAGCAUAGGUGGAGUAGCUUUCUUUUUGGCUUCAUGAGUGAAACAUUUGAGGAUUGUCUUCUUUAUAAAUUUUAGUGAUUGUUUUAUACUUGUUAUAAAUUGUGAGUUAAUGCCCAAGUUAUAAAAUCACUGGUAGUGUAAUUUGUGCUUCA